Messenger RNA from Gymnodraco acuticeps, 2707 nucleotides. RefSeq names its product frizzled class receptor 8a (gene fzd8a). The transcript has a single exon. NCBI's taxonomy places the organism in Eukaryota, Metazoa, Chordata, Actinopteri, Perciformes, Bathydraconidae. The record is from RefSeq and is a predicted model, not a curated record. The coding region runs from base 392 to 2137 and encodes 581 amino acids. Gene Ontology annotation, cellular component: plasma membrane. Gene Ontology annotation, biological process: canonical Wnt signaling pathway; non-canonical Wnt signaling pathway. Gene Ontology annotation, molecular function: Wnt-protein binding; Wnt receptor activity.
ACCAGGACUAAAGUGGGACGAGCCGACUGAAUGUAGUCGCUGUAUUUUGAAGAAAGAAAGAAAGGAGGGCCACAUUUUUCUCGUUUUGAGCGAUUGGAUGGCAGCACUUGUUUUUUUAAUAACAGACUGUGUGAGGAUACUGUUUCCAGGAGAAGGGGGAUUCUCCUCUCAGCCAUCUUGACUGCUGCUCGCCGCCCUGAAGGCUGCUUUCUCUCCUCCUCCUCAGCUGAAAGUAAACACGGCUUGCACAUUGCUUGCAACUCCGUGCAAGACCCCCGAGAGAAGCGAGAUGGGCUCGCCGCGCAACAUCUAACCGGAGCAGAGGCAGAAGCAGACGGCUGAGGGGAUCUACUGCUGUCGGUACCAGAGGGUAACACGACGCGCCGGAGGGAUGGAUCUGUUUGGGAUUUACCUGCUCCUCUCCCUCGCUCUCCUUCCCCGAUCCAGCUGCACCACGGCUAAGGAGAUCACCUGCCAGGAGAUAGCCGUGCCCCUGUGCAAAGGGAUCGGCUACAACUACACCUACAUGCCUAACCAGUUUAACCACGACACGCAGGACGAGGCUGGACUGGAGGUGCACCAGUUCUGGCCUCUGGUUGAGAUCCAGUGUUCCCCGGACCUGAAGUUCUUCCUGUGCAGCAUGUACACCCCGAUCUGCCUGGAUGACUAUAAGAAACCUCUGCCCCCGUGCCGGAGCGUGUGUGAGAGAGCCCGGGCUGGUUGUGCGCCUCUCAUGCGGCAGUACGGCUUCCCCUGGCCAGACAGGAUGAAGUGUGACCUGCUGCCGGUACAAGGCAACCCCGACACUCUGUGCAUGGACUACAACAGAACUGACUCCACCACAGUUUCCCCUGUCCUCUCCAAACCAACCAACCACCCCGGUAAGGGUUACAAUCCUCCUAAAAAUAAGCCCAGCCGACCCGGCGCGUCUGGGAAAUACAAGCCGCCUGCCACCCCCUGUGAGCCGGGGUGCAAGUGUUUGGAGCCCAUGGUGCCUGUGAACACGGACCGUCACCCGCUCUACAACCGGGUCAAAACAGGUCAGAUCACAAACUGUGCCAUGCCUUGCCACAAUCCCUACUUUACGCACGACGAGAGAGCAUUCACCGCUUUUUGGAUAGGACUUUGGUCCGUGUUGUGCUUCGUGUCAACUUUUGCCACAGUAGCCACUUUCCUCAUCGACAUGGAGAGGUUCAAAUAUCCAGAGAGACCCAUCAUCUUCCUCUCAGCGUGCUACAUGUUCGUGUCAGUGGGCUACAUUGUGAGACUGAUCGCGGGACAUGAGAAAGUGGCGUGUAACCGGGAGUUUGACCUGGAGCACAUCCACUAUGAGACCACCGGCCCCGCACUGUGCACCGUGGUCUUCCUGCUUAUUUAUUUUUUCGGCAUGGCCAGCUCCAUCUGGUGGGUCAUCCUGUCUCUGACCUGGUUCCUCGCAGCCGGUAUGAAGUGGGGCAACGAGGCGAUCGCCAGUUACUCCCAGUACUUCCACCUGGCCGCCUGGCUCAUCCCCAGCAUGAAAUCCAUCGCGGUGCUGGCGCUGAGCUCCGUGGACGGAGACUCAGUGGCUGGCAUCUGCUACGUGGGGAACCAGAACUUGGACAACUUGCGAGGCUUCGUUCUAGCCCCUUUGGUGAUUUAUUUAUUCAUAGGCACUAUGUUCCUCCUGGCCGGAUUUGUGUCUCUGUUCAGGAUCCGCAGCGUCAUCAAACAGGGUGGCACCAAAACAGACAAACUGGAGAAGCUGAUGAUAAGAAUUGGCAUCUUCACUGUGCUUUACACGGUGCCAGCCACUAUCAUAGUAGCCUGUUACUUUUAUGAACAACACAACAGGCAGAGCUGGGAGAUCACACACAACUGCUCCAACUGUUUACUGGAGAGGGACCGCAGGAGCCCGGACUAUGCCGUUUUUAUGUUAAAGUACUUUAUGUGCCUUUUAGUGGGCAUCACGUCCGGGGUGUGGAUCUGGUCUGGGAAAACUUUGGACUCUUGGAGGACUUUUUGCACCAGAUGCUGCUGGGGCAGUAAAGGCACUAGCGGCUCCAUGUACAGUGACGUGAGCACCGGACUAACGUGGAGGUCAGGCACGGCCAGCUCUGUGUCUUGCCCCAAGCAGAUGCCAUUGUCCCAGGUUUGAAUGAGAGAAAAAGCAGCUUAUGAGGACUGCUAAUUGUUUGGGAGAUAACCCAUCAGUCCCUGUCUUAAGCAAUUUGCAUAGUAAUGAACUGCUGCUGAGGUAUCCUUCCCCCUCAUUCUCUCAAACUCACACACCUCUGUGGGGAGAGUUGGUUGAAACAAUGUACCUGACAUUCACACAGGUUAAUUCCUCCAUGUUUUUAUGUAUAAGACGUACAGACUGAGGCUUUUACGCAACCUGGGCAUUACUUCUUGAAGGGAGAGAGAACGUUUUGUUCCUAACUCGCUUCAUACAAAGAGCAUUUGCCAUUGUAUCUAGUGCCAGAUAACAUUGUAUAAUUCAAUCAAAGAUGGUUUAAAUUAAGCCUUAAUAGUGCCCAAGUAUUUUACUGGUCGUUCAUUUUUGUAAUUUUCAAAUGUAUUUAUAUAAAAGAUAAGUAAAAAUGUGUACAUUUGUGUAUAAAAGAAAACUUUAUAAGCUAUUGUAAAUUUGUACAAAGUGUAGAUGUCUCUUUUUGUGAGAACACAAAUAUGAACUUUAUUUUGACAAUAAAACAUUUGAUAAAUCAAA